Molecule: messenger RNA, 354 nt
Organism: Seminavis robusta
Lineage: Eukaryota; Bacillariophyta; Bacillariophyceae; Naviculales; Naviculaceae
Source: the annotation of a GenBank genome assembly
AUGGAAUCCGUACGCUUCGAAGACGGCAGCGGCAAUGAUGAAGAGCCCCCGGAGGUCGAGCCGUUUGGUGUGGUCGACAGGGGGAUGACAUUGGAAGAUUUUGAAAGAGAGGAAGUCAAUGGAUUCGACGGACCGAACGUUUGGAAAGCUGUGGACAAUGUCGCUGAGACCAAAACAACAAUUGGCAUGGCUCAAGAUGCUGCAUGGGCCCAGGCAAGAGUCGAAAUGCAAUUCAUCCGCCAGAAAAUGGAGCAGUUUUGUGGAAGCCAGAAACCCAAAUUUGCUGCCAUCUUUAACCUCAUGUUUGGCCCCCAGAGCGAGAUUUACCGAGUGUUCAAAGGAGAAGAUCUUUGA